Syngnathus acus (greater pipefish) is the source of this 1567-nucleotide messenger RNA. RefSeq lists its product as uncharacterized. Lineage: Eukaryota; Metazoa; Chordata; Actinopteri; Syngnathiformes; Syngnathidae. The transcript is spliced from 5 exons. The record is from RefSeq and is a predicted model, not a curated record. Bases 293 to 1567 code for a protein of 424 amino acids.
UACGCGGCCGCUUUUGCGUACGUGUAUCACGCACGCACGCACGCACGCACGCACUCGUCAUAAAGUUCCCAAAUGCAGCCAAUGAACGAGCAACAAAUGUGCAAACUUUCGAAGCGCCAUUGAAGAUGACGGCGAUUGAGCGCUUUAUAGGAAGCUCGCUCGCUGAGUUCUUUCGGCUCGUUUGGUUCAGUGGAUUCGCCUGCUCGCACCUCUUCACGCGGCUCCAGCUCCAGCACCAGCAGCAGCAGCAGGUCCGAACGCUCCCUCCCUUCCUAGUCAUCAUCGAAAGAAGAUGAACUUCUCCAAGCUGCUGUGCUUGGUGCUCGUGUACAGCGAGCAAUUUGGGCAAGUGCUGGCAACAGUGCAGACAGGAAAAGAUUGCAAGGGCACCGCUGACGCAACUGUGACGUGCAAGCGCAAGAAGGACGAAACCGUCAAAUUGACAAUCGCAGGCACAGCUAACAAUCCUGUCAGAUGGAAGAAAGGAACUACUACAAUAUCGGCACAAGCUGCUAAGUAUGAGUUAGAUGGUGACAAAAACAAAAUACUGACGAUCCUGAACCUGAAAGAAGGCGACGAGGAAACCUACACGGCCGAAGGCACCUCACCGGUCGAAAAGUUCCAGGUCCAAGUGGUGGACUGCUUGGGUGGCAAAUCCACCAAACCAGCCGGCCUGUGCCAGGGCAAGCCGGGUGGCAGCAUCAGAUUGGGGCUCUCAGACGCAACUGGCAGCUCACUCUCCUGGAUGAAGGAUGGGACGGCCAUUACGACCGGUGACAAGUACGACGGUCCAGUCAACGCGGCUACCCUGAAGAUCAAGGACCUGGACGACGGCGACGAGAAAGAGUUCACGGGCGGCAUCACCGGCGCAAUGGAAAAGUUUAUCGUCCAAGUGGCCGACUGCUUUGGCGACACGGGAACCGUGCAGUGCCAGGGCAAGCUGAACGAAGCCCUCAAAUUGAGAAUCUCAGCCGCAGUUAGUGGUACUGUCACCUGGGAGAAAGUGGACGGCCAGUUACCCAGCAACAACCAGAAAGUAGGAACCAAUAACGUAGGUCUGAAACUCGCGCCCCUGACAGCAGCCGACGCGGGAACCUACAAGGCCACCUACGACUCCAAGGAUGUGUCCUUCACUGUCAGAAUUCCGGGUGAGUUUGAUGUUGCAGGACGAUCCACUCACUGGUACGAGAGCCGAAAAGCUUUGACCCGAAAACAUUUUGCAUUCCAUUGGCAGUGGAAACCAACCAAUAAGCAAGCCCAUUCAGCAGCACUUUUUGUUUUACAAACCGCACUCGCAGUACUGCGCGCAAAAGUGUGCGACACCGGUGCGGGCGGCGGCGACACCAAAAAGGAGUCAACUGAGAACGGCAAGGACAACAGCGGCGGCGGCGGCGGCGGCGGCGGCGGCAGCAGUAACAGCGGCACUGACCAAGUCAAUUUGGGCGAGGGCAAGGGCACGGGCAAGGGCGCCGGCGAUCACGGCGGCGGCGGCGGCGGCCUGUCCUACUCACCUGCUCUGCUGGUGACGGUCACCCUGGUGCAUCUGCUGCUUCAGCUGGCCGCCUAG